GCUGGGUGCCUGUGGCCUCCAGUGCCUUUGGGCUCUCGCGACGGGCCCCGUUGUAUGGCCAAGGAGCUCCGGCGGCUGGACGCCAUGCCCUGUCAUAACCAGCAGCUCGCGGCCACCGCCUCCCAGUGUCCCGAGCCAGCAAAACCCGGUGGCGGGCCAGGGCAGGACCAGGCGGGAGGCCUGGCCAAGCUGCCUGCCAACGGCGCCGUGGUUGGGCCGGCCGGGGACAGGGCCGAGGGCCCCCAGCCGGAGGACCGCGAGCCCGAGGACCUCUUCUUCUGCCAGCUCGGCCCGCAACUCAAACUGCUACCCAUGAACGACCAGAUUCGGGAGCUCCAGACCAUCAUCCGGGACAAGACGGCCAGUCGAGGGGACUUCAUGUUUUCUGCAGACCGUUUGAUCAGACUUGUUGUGGAAGAGGGAUUGAAUCAGCUGCCGUAUAAAGAGUGCACAGUGACCACUCCAACAGGAUAUAAGUACGAAGGAGUGAAAUUUGAGAAGGGGAAUUGUGGGGUCAGCAUAAUGAGAAGUGGGGAGGCCAUGGAGCAGGGUUUGCGGGAUUGCUGCCGCUCAAUCCGAAUUGGAAAGAUUCUGAUCCAGAGUGACGAGGAGACCCAAAGAGCCAAAGUCUAUUAUGCCAAGUUCCCCCCAGACAUUUACCGGAGGAAAGUCCUGCUGAUGUAUCCAAUCCUAAGCACUGGAAAUACUGUCAUUGAGGCUGUAAAAGUCCUUAUAGAGCAUGGUGUUCAACCCAGUGUCAUCAUUGUCCUCAGUCUCUUUUCUACUCCUCAUGGUGCCACGUCGAUCAUCCAGGAGUUCCCAGACAUCACAAUUUUAACCACAGAGGUCCAUCCUGUUGCACCAACACAUUUUGGACAGAAGUAUUUUGGAACAGAUUAAGUUCGAAGAACACUGGGUUCCCCUGUACAAUAUUAUAAGAGUGUAUUGAGUUUCCUCUUGUUGUCCUAUUUCAGUUGGGGAAUGGGAUGAGACAGUGAGGUGGAGGGGCUGUUUAAAUGGAUUUUUUUUUCUGGGCCAAAUGGGAAAUAUUGGCGGUCUCUUCAUUUAAUUUGGUUAUUUCUUGACUGUUGGAACCAAGUGCGAUAAUGAGGCACACUCAGCUCUUAGAAUUGAUGGGAAUUUUAAUAAUGUGCUUAUGCAAAUUACUGGAUUCUUCAGUGAAUUAAUUUAUUCUCUAGUUUCUGAACUGCCCUGCUCUGAGGUUUCUUGUAGUUACAAAUAAAACCAAAAAGAGUCAGUUCUCUAAGGCCCACUGGGAGUUGCAUUGUGUUCUGUUUGCUUUCUGCUCCCUUGAGAAACAGAGAGAGG
Molecule: messenger RNA, 1329 nt
Organism: Vombatus ursinus (common wombat)
Lineage: Eukaryota; Metazoa; Chordata; Mammalia; Diprotodontia; Vombatidae
Gene: UPRT
Product: uracil phosphoribosyltransferase homolog
Exons: 7
Coding region: 55-900 (281 amino acids)
Source: RefSeq, a predicted model, not a curated record